CUCGCAUUCAAGCCAAUAGAUUGGGGAAAAUUGCAAUUAUACACGUGUGGGAAUUCCUUUGUUUUGUGAUAGAUAAUGCAUGAUACAUGUUGAACUGAAAAUCAUUAACCUUAUUGAUUAACAAGCAAUUAUUAAUAAUAAAACGUGAAGGUGGUUUGUCAUGGAAUCCUAUCCAUUAAGUGAUUUAUCCCAUUCUACCUGUAGAUGUGAAGCUAACGGUAUGAAGACGGAUACUGAUUUUAAUACUAAUGACCCCUUCGGAGACCCAAUACCAACUAAAAAUAAAUCAACUUGGAAGAGUGCUUGGAUUGAAUUUACACAAACAACGACCUUUCAUGGAUUACGCUAUAUCUGGCUGGAUCAUUCAUUUCCAAUAAGAAGGAUAUGUUGGUUUUUAUUAGUGUUGGGCUGUGGUGGAUUGCUGGCCUUUCAGCUGGUGGAUCGAAUUAUAUACUAUUAUUCCUGGCCAGUUACAGUUAACGUCCAUGUCAACUUUAAUAAAACAAUGCUCUUCCCUUCUGUCACUCUGUGUAAUCAGAAUGCUUUCAGGUCAACUGCAGCAACAAAGUUAAAUAGAUAUGAACUAAUAGAUCAAAUGUUUACUUCAUCUAAUAACUUCUCUACACAAGCUCUAGAGUAUUAUAACUCUACAAAUAUUACACUAGAUGACUUCUUUCAACAAACAGCUCAUACCAAAGAAGAUCUCAUUAUAAGAUGUGAAUGGCAGAAUGAGCAAUGUGGACCCGACAAUUUUACGGAGAUAUUUACAGAUCACGGUGUGUGUUAUAGCUUUAAUCACCAAUCUCACAAUGCACUUGCUGUCACUUCUACAGGUUCCGAUUAUGGUUUAAAACUAACCUUGAAUGUAGAACAGUAUGAAUACAUGCCAGGACCCCACACCGCAGCUGGUAUUAAAUUAUUAUUCCAUGACCAAAAAGAGUUCCCUAAAGUACAUGAAUUGGGGUUGGCAAUACCAACAGGAGCACACGCUUUUAUAGGCCUGCAGCUUGUAUCGAUAGCCAAUUUACCGAAGCCCCAUGGUGACUGUGCUGAGAACAAAUCGCCAUAUUAUCGGCGGUAUUCGCCCGAUGCCUGUAGACUGACGUGUAUGACGCAAUUUAUGAAUGAAGCUUGUGGAUGUCGUCAUCACUUUAUGCCUAGUAUUGAAGGUGAACCACCGAUCUGUACAUUACAACAGUAUUAUGGAUGUUUCCUACAACAAAUUGGUCAAGUCAAAAACAAGAUACAUACAGAAUGCGAAUGUCCAGUUCCAUGUCAUUUUCUUAUUUUUGACCCAUCUCUAUCCUUUGCUGCUACCUCUACAUAUGCAACGGAUCGUCUACUAGCAGCAACAAGUGGUUCCAACCUCCAGGAACGCUAUGAUGAUGCACGGGAAACGACGAGCAGAAUGGACCAGCUAAAGUUUAAGCGAUUCCAGAAACUAGAGCAAGACGUAAGCUUACAGUUACAAACGUUGAAGCACGUGAUGGUAGACGAAAUCCAGGCUACGAUACAAGAGCAGGAGGAAUUGUUAACUACAGUAUCCAAUGAGACUGGAGAUGUGUUAUAUAUAAAAGACUUUCUGUACAGAUAUCAACAAUAUAUGGUGGUAAAGAACUUUGCGCGAGCACGAGAUGCUAUGGAGGAGCGAACGUUUAAUUUUCUCGCACUGGGUUUCCAGGAGUUCUCUUACCAAAUAGAAACCAAAAUUAGUCAACUAAUGGAUCCAGAGUUUCAGAAUUUUAGCACGCGACAGACUCUGUAUAUAAUGACAAUGAAUCAGCUUAAUGGACGAAUUGACCUUGCUGAUCGAGCUUUUGCAAACUACACUGAUCUUUAUAAUUCCUAUGCCACGGGGAACCCGAUUUUUCGUUACCAAUUUGAAACCGAGUCACGAAAUGAUAACAUAUUUGUAAUUCCGAAACCACUUCUAGAAUAUUCUUUAAACCAUUCAGCCUACGCUGAAACGUAUUCAAAAAGAGUCGGUAAUGAUGUACUCCUGUUUAAAUCCAAAUUACAAAAUCUAUCCGCCAUAUUAGAAGAGGCUUAUCAUAAUAAAACAUUAAAUGAGACGCAACUCCAUGAAGCCUGUGUCCUUUUCUUGCAUUCGGGCCGGAGAUAUUUUCACAGUAAAAGUACGUUUUAUUUUGAAACAAUUGAUUAUCCAAAGCGAAUAAUUACUGAACGAAUCAGCAACCUUUCUGUGCUCAGUAGACAGUACAAGGCAGUUGUUAAUUCAAUGAAACAACAUUUAUCCAGUUUAAAAAAGUCACUUGAAGAAUUAAAGGCAUCGCUAAUUAAACAGUUAGAGCAUGGUUUGGAAAGUGCGUCUGAUUUUAUUAUAUAUGGAAACAUUACAAAAAUGUCGGUGGCUAAGGAAAUGACGUCUAGUAAAAUUUUUAACGGCAUAUCAAACUUAAAAAUGUUCUUCCAAGAUUUAAGGUCACGUGGGCAAAGUGUUUAUGAUGGUUGGUCAUCGCUGGCAGAUGCCACGGCUGCUGUUUGGAACGUGGCUAUCAAUGAUGAUGACAUGUUAGACUAUUUUAAUUAUAAAAAUAUGAGUCUUUUCCUAAGAAAUUUUACUGAUGUAAAAUUUGAAAUAGAACAAAAUUAUACCCGGUAUAGAAUAUUGCACGACUUACUCGCACCUGUGGGCAAUAUUGAAAGUCUGUUUUUAAAAAGUUUAGAGGAUUUGAUGUAUGAAUUACAAAUGUUUAUGGAUGAAGCCAAAAUAGAUUCCAAUUUUAUCAAGGAGAAUUUUCUGCAGUUAGAUAUAUUUUACAGAGAGAAAAGUUAUGAAGAAAUUACGCAACAAAUAGCAUAUGACAAUUUCGCCCUUUUCUGUGAUUUUGGUGGCUCUAUGGGAUUAUUUGUUGGUGCCAGUGUUUUAACUGUGUUCGAACUUCUGGAUUUAAUUAUUCAACAGUGUCUGAAAACUGCCAAAUAAAUUACUUAACGUAGUGAAAAUUGAAAUGUUGAAAUACUGUGAAAAAUGUAACAUACUAAAAAAUGUCAUAGAUCAUCAUCACCGUCAUCAUUUUCAUCCUCAUCAUCUCAUUUUAUAGACAUUAAUCCUAGUAGAAUGGUAUCUACCGGAAGAUGGAACUACUAACAAUGAAUUUUAUUUCAUUUUUUUGUUAUUAAAAGAUGUCACAUGUGUAAUAUCAGAGUGAACAGAGUGGAGGUUGUUUGGAAUGCUAUAGAUUUGUUACUGAGUAAAAAUUUGGACCGCUAUGGCACUUCUAAUUUGUAUUUCCAAUUAAUUUUCUCCAGCAGUAUAAAGAGUAAAUUAGCAUAUGCACAAUACAUAUAAUUAUGAACUGCACAUUGUGAAGAUUUUCUACCUUGGAGGUUUCGUGU
This is a messenger RNA of Patella vulgata (common limpet), 3360 nucleotides long. RefSeq lists its product as uncharacterized. Gene Ontology annotation, biological process: sodium ion transmembrane transport. NCBI's taxonomy places the organism in Eukaryota, Metazoa, Mollusca, Gastropoda, Patellidae. Gene Ontology annotation, molecular function: ligand-gated sodium channel activity. The transcript has 10 exons. Gene Ontology annotation, cellular component: membrane. The record is from RefSeq and is a predicted model, not a curated record. The coding region runs from base 161 to 2947 and encodes 928 amino acids.